GCGCAUGAGAUUGUAAUGAAGCUGACCAGGGGCAGUGGGGUAUCAAAGCUGCAACCAGGGUGUUAUGUGCGAGUUCUGGCGGCCAAGGCCGGACGGAUCGGAGAUGACAAGUGCGCAAUACUGCGCCUUUCGGAACCAAUAAAAGAGGCGUAUGCAAAGGAGCACAACCUCGACUACAAUCGACUACUCGACUCAUCCGACUACAAGGAGCUGUACCGCGCCAAGAUGGUCGCGUGGGGCGAGGAGAAACGCAACCAGGACUUGUCCUUCUUCUGCCGCCUGGCGGUCAAGAAGAGGGGCCGGCCCGAGUUGCCCGUGUGGAUGGUGAGCGACGCCCGGCGGGAGAGCGACGUCGAGUACUUCCGGGAGACCUUCGCCUGCCCCACGUUUACCGUCCGGGUCAGAGCGCGCGAAGGCACGCGCCGAGACCGCGGGUGGGUGCACACCCCAGGUAUCGAUGAUGCCACAACAGAGUGUGGUCUCGACCAUGUGGACAACUGGGAUUUUGUGAUAAACAACAACGAUGAUGACGACUUGGAAGGCCAACUUGAAUCUGUUCUUCAAGCUGUGCACGAGCAUUGUUCAUGAUGUGCCAAUGGCUUUCUUCAAGACUGCAUUUCCUGCCUGUGCCAAGCCUCAUUAACAUAACCAGAUCUAUAUUGCUCACUACAAUCUGCUUCUGCAUUCAUAUUGACGUUCAACGAAGCAUUCCAAGCUUUUGCGAAGGCAAUCAACAUUUUGAAAAUUGAGCUUUGGGAGUCUACACAACUGUAUAACUGUUUCCAGUUGUUUUCCUGUUAUUAAACAUGUUUAAACACCACCAA
Dermacentor silvarum is the source of this 824-nucleotide messenger RNA. Its product is annotated as phosphomevalonate kinase. Lineage: Eukaryota; Metazoa; Arthropoda; Arachnida; Ixodida; Ixodidae. Gene Ontology annotation, cellular component: cytoplasm. The transcript has 4 exons. Gene Ontology annotation, biological process: cholesterol biosynthetic process; isopentenyl diphosphate biosynthetic process, mevalonate pathway. Bases 16 to 588 code for a protein of 190 amino acids. Gene Ontology annotation, molecular function: phosphomevalonate kinase activity. The record is from RefSeq and is a predicted model, not a curated record.